Molecule: messenger RNA, 1967 nt
Organism: Physcomitrium patens
Lineage: Eukaryota; Viridiplantae; Streptophyta; Bryopsida; Funariales; Funariaceae
Biological process (GO): negative regulation of canonical NF-kappaB signal transduction
Molecular function (GO): protein binding
Source: RefSeq, a predicted model, not a curated record
UCUGCUUAAAUCGAAUUAGGAUUGCUACGGUGCUUUCGCUAAUGGUUCAUUAUUAAAAAAUCUUAGGCUUGAAGUGCUGUGUUCCUUUGCUUGCAUGGCGAUGCAGCGGGUUGAGCACCGCUGCGCUUGCAAUAGAUUGUCCGUCUUGAAACCGGUGCAGUCCUUUUGCUGAAUUAGAGAAAAUGAGCUAUUAAUAUCCUGUGAUUUUGUGGUGCUUGGUUUGAUCGAAGACACACGAGGUGAGGUCGGAUGACAAGUAGAAAAAAGUUUGGGGGAGGAAGGAGAUAAUUGUUAAUGGCGUUGCAGGAAGCCGAAGCGCUGCAGUUGAUGCGUGCGGCGCUUGAGAACCCUCACGGCACUGCGCAGGAGAGGAGUCAAAGGUUAUUGAAGGCUUGGAGCUUCUUACGGCGCUCGGCCAUUCCGAAUGCUGAUGGAGACGCUGGGCUAACAGCCAAAGAGGAAAAGAAACGGUUGAAGGAGGACAGGAGAGACUGGAGAAAGUUGAAGAGGCGAAGACGUGAAGAAAAACGGGACAAUGAUGAAGAAGAAAAAUUACUUCUUUACGCUGCACGCUUGGGAGACGUUGAACAGAUUUCUAAAUUAUUAAAGUUGGGCGUUUACGUUUCGUGCAAAGAUGAUUCAGGAUAUUCUGCACUUCACUGGGCGUCGCUGUACGGUCAUAUUGAUGUGGUGAGGGCACUUUUGUGUGCAGGGGCGGGUGAUGGGAAGCGCAUAAAUAGAAAGACUAAUUCUGGGAAUACACCUCUUCAUUUUGCAUGUACAGGGCAACAUGCUGAAAUAGCAGCUCUCUUACAACUUUACAAGCCUGAUGUUUAUGCUGUCAAUGAGUAUGGUCAAACUCCUGUAUCCCUCGGACUCAGGAAUCUUGUGGGCAAGAUUGAGAAAGAACAAAGAUUGGCAGAGAUGCAAGCUCUCCGCAAUCAUUCUCGUUUGAAACUUCUGGUUAGUGAAAGUGACUUUGAACGACAAGUCAAUGUAGGUGAACACGGGCAAAAUACUUCAGAAACAGAAAUCCUUCAGAAAUGGGAAGCGUACCAAAGCGCAUGGAGUGAAUUUGUACGGAAAUAUGGGAAAAAAGAAUCUGGUAUAUCAUCAUCAGUUGGUGAUGAUGGAAAACAAGAAAUCAAUUUUCAGGAUGUUCCGUGGCCAUUGAUGAGCAGGAAAGGAAGCGAAGUUGGAGAAGAGCUUCUGCUGAGUCUUCUUCACAUAUCUGGCAAUGACCUCCACAGUCUUAUCCAACAAGAGCGUCUCCGGUGGCACCCUGACAAAUUCAUCCAGUUAUUUGGCAGUCAGUUGUCAAAUUUGCACAGGGAUGCUGUCCUUCUGGGUGUGAAGACUGUGAGCCAAUUGCUGAACUCUUUGGCAAACGAACUAUGCUCCAACACUGAAGAGUCAAAAUGCUAGAGUAUACACGUGAAAGGCUUCUUAUUUGAAGUCAGGGUACCCGUUCUGGUUUCUUCUUCUGUGCCUCAUACAGAAAUCGAGGAUUUCUGGAAUGAUGAUUAAGUUCACACUUUGAAAGAGGGAGUUGGUUAACGUUGAAAUGAAAUUCUGUGCCGUUCCUCUGAGCACACCGGGUUCCAAGCAUUUCUUAUUUUGGUAGGAUUCGGGAUUGUCCUUACUGUGAAAUUACAUCUAGAAUUUUACACUCUUGGUUUCUCUUGAAUUCGAUGAUCUUCUUAUCAUGAAAUUCGGCACUUCAGGCCCGAGUCAAUAUUCAUCUUCACUUCGCAGAGGUGUUAGCCAUGCAGAACACUAAUCUCUUGUUGACUUGCGAAGGUUUCUUCAAGACCUUGUUGCACAUCUGCUGGGUGCCUUUUCUAGAGUAAGCUAAUUCGUUUUAGACACGCCUAUGUCACGAUAGACACAAAACAUUUUUGUUAGCAACUUUGUUAACAUUUCAGCCCCCUUUUUAAAAAUAUGUUUUCAAAUGUUUUUCUAUGUUA